Messenger RNA from Aaosphaeria arxii CBS 175.79, 1692 nucleotides. RefSeq names its product amidase. The record is from RefSeq and is a predicted model, not a curated record. Bases 1 to 1692 code for a protein of 563 amino acids. NCBI's taxonomy places the organism in Eukaryota, Fungi, Ascomycota, Dothideomycetes, Pleosporales. The transcript has 3 exons.
AUGGCUGGGACCUGGCAAGAGCAGGCACAGAAGAAGCGUGAAAGCAUACUUGCAGCCAUCCCGCAGGAAUGGCGCAUUGAAGCUCCUCCAAAGGAAAGCCAAGUCGACGUCACCGGAUCAUUCGUACACCAGUUCUUGAACGAGAGGGAAAUUGAGAUCACCGAGACGACUGCUAAUGAGAUUGUGAAAAAGACUACUAUCGGCCUAUGGAAGGCAGAGGAGGUCAUAAGGGCGUUUUGUCAUAGAGCUGCAUUGGCUCACCAACUGACCAACUGUCUCCAUGAGAUCUUUUUCGAUGCCGCCAUUGAAGAUGCAAAAGCCCAGGAUGAAUACUUCGCCAAACAUAAGAAACCCAUCGGCCCACUCCACGGACUACCCGUCAGUCUGAAAGAUCAGUUCCAUGUCAAAGGAGUUGAGACCACCAUGGGGUAUGUCGGCUGGAUCGGGACCUUCGAAGGCAAGAAAGGAACCGGCAAAGAGAAGGUCUUCGAGAGUGAGAUGGUCCGCGAGCUACGCAACCUGGGCGUCAUUCUCUUCUGCAAAACCGCCGUCCCCCACACACUGAUGAGCGGCGAAACGACAAACAACAUCAUCGGAUACACUUCCAACCCAAAGAACCGCAACCUCGCGGCUGGUGGCAGCUCCGGCGGAGAAGGAGCACUGAUCGGGCUGAGAGGCUCACCCGUGGGCUUCGGCAGCGACAUUGGAGGUUCAAUUCGCAUCCCCGCUGCCUUCAACGGACUCUAUGGCAUUCGACCCAGCGUCGGCAGACUACCAUACGAAGGCGUAGCCAACUCCAUGGACGGCCAGAACUCCAUCCUCUCCGUCGUAGGCCCCCUCGCCCCCUCCGUCGCCGACCUCCGCCUCCUCACCAAAGCCAUCCUCUCCCAAAACCCCUGGCUCCACGACCCUCUCGUCCACGAAAUCCCCUGGCGCUACUCCUCCGAGCAAGAAAUCCUCGCCCUGACCGGCGCCAUCGGCGACGCCUCGCAAGUCGGCAAACUCUCCAUCGGCAUCCUCCACACCGACGGCGUCGUGAACCCCCUCCCGCCAAUCCGCCGCGCCCUCUCCAUCGUCGCCACCAAACUGCAACAACUAGGCCACGAAGUCCUCCCCUGGACCCCCACCCCCACCCACUCCUCCCUCCUCGCCACGGGCCUCAAAUCCUGGGCCUUCGACGCGGGCGCGGACGUCAAAUCCGCCUUCGCGCUCUCCGGCGAGACCCCCGUCGACCAGGUCUCCUUCCUCAUGCACUACAAGCACCACUUCUCCGCGUCCGAAAUCGCCGCCACGAAUGUCGAGAUCAGACAGCUGCGGAAACAGUAUCUUGAGUACUGGAACGACACUGUGAAGCAGACGUCGACGGGGAGGCCCGUGGACGCGGUUAUCGCGCCCGUCGCGCCGUUCCCUGCCGCGAGACCGGGGCUGUAUAAUUAUUAUGGGUACUCGGCGUUCGUGAACGUGCUGGAUUAUACUGCUGUUGCGUUUCCGGUUACGAAUGUUGAUAAGGCGGUCGAUAAAGUCGAGGAAGGUUACAAGCCUAUCAGUGACUCUGAUAAGGGUACUUAUGAGAGCUACGACCCGGAUAUCUACGACGGCGCGCACGUUUCGCUACAGCUCAUCGGCAGGAAAUUGCAGGAGGAGAAGAUGUUGGCGCUCGCGGAGUACAUUGGCAAACUCAUCGGAAAAUAG